This is a messenger RNA of Linum tenue, 630 nucleotides long. NCBI's taxonomy places the organism in Eukaryota, Viridiplantae, Streptophyta, Magnoliopsida, Malpighiales, Linaceae. The record is from the annotation of a GenBank genome assembly.
GUGCUUGGAACAUUAGAGGUGCAGGUAGUCAAAAAGCAGCUUGUGUUGGUUAAGGAGUUGAAGAACACACAUCAACUCCAUAUUCUUAUUCUAGUGGAAACUCAAGUUAGCGGCACAAUAGCAGAUACUGCCAUCCAAUCCUUUCCUUUCUCGAAAUCAUACCGCUCGGAAGCAAGAGGAAACUCUCUUACAUCUCUCUCUACUCAAUCCCAGGUUAUUCAUUUACUCGUUGAAGUUCCGAGAGCAUCAGCUUGGAUUUUGUUGGCAAUCUAUGCUAGCCCCAGACCCGUUGAAAGACAGAAUCUCUGGGAGGAACUGGUGGGCUUCUCUGACGCCUCUUCCCUUCCUUGGCUCCUCAUUGGGGAUUUCAAUGAAAUAUCUUCUUCUGCAGAGAAACUCGGAGGAACAAAUGUCCCACCUCGACGUUUGUUUCCUUUGGCUCGUAACAUCAACAAUUGUGGGCUAGUUUAUUUCACAUGGUGCAGGAGGGACUCACGCUACGGAAUCCUCCAAAAACGACUUGACAGGGGAGUUUUUAACACUGAUUGGCGCCUUCAAUUUCCCGAAGCGUCCAUUACUCAUCUUCCUCGCGUCAAAUCUGAUCACUGCCCCUUGUUGUUGCAAACUCAG